AAGAAAUUGUCGUCAAUUAUUUAGUAAAUUGAUGUAAAAUAUUCGUUACUAUCUACGGGAAACUAAUCACGUGACAUUUAUACAAAAUGGCGUCGGCUUUAUCAGAGGAUGAAUUUCAUCGCAUGCAGCUGCAGCUAAUCGAGUUGAGAACAGCAAAAUAUGAACUUGAGUCAGCAAAUAAAAAACAGGAGAGAGAAAUUCAGAAUUUGAAGGAUGCAGCAGAAACCGCAGAGAAAGAGUUGCAGAAGGCACAGAAGGCCAUCAACAAAAGCAAGAAAGCAAAGGAAGUGGAACUGUUAAUGCAGGAGGCAGAUAACUUGCAGAUGAAGUUACAAAGUCAAGAGGAUGAUUUUAGAGUUCAGAAUCAAACAUUGAUGCAAGAACUUGCCAAUCUUCUUUCAAGCAAUGAAGAUUUAGAGAAACAAUUGUCUGAGUUGAAGGAAAACAAAGAAGGUCAGUUAGGUGCUAGCGAGGAAACUUCACAUCUUGAGGAUGAAGUACGCAGGCUACAGGCUCAAAAUGCUGCAUUGCAGAGGAGUAUGUCAGAUCUGCAGUCCAAGACUUCAAGUAAAAGUGAAAGUAAAAGUGAAUUAACUGCAGAGGAUGUUGAUGAAACGUCUGAAGAAGUUAACACAGAAUCUGAAGAGCCUGCUCUGGAUUUAGAAACAUUACAGAAAACUAUUGAUGACCUGAAGUUAUGUGUUGACACUGAAUCAGAAGAGAAAAAGAUGAUCAAACAAAAGCUAACGGAAAAUGAGGAAAAACAUGGCAAAGAAGUUAAGAAUUUAAAGGAAGAGCUAGAAAAGGUGACUGAAAAGUUGAAAAAGAAACAAGAUAGCUAUGUUCAGUUACAAGAGGAAAAGGAAAGAUCUUUUGGAGAAAUGAAUGCCAAACUAAUAGAGGUACAUUCAAGUAAAGACAGGGACCAGAAGUACUACACUGACCAGAUUACUAAGUUACAAAAUGAGAUUGCCAGGUAUCAAAGGUUACAAGAAGAGAUAAAAAGUAAUUCAGAUCAAACUAUCAAGCAGCUACAGAACAAAAUGGCUCAGAUGCAACAACAGAUCAAUGCAGCAGAUAUAAUAGAGAACCAGCAUUUGCACGAGAGAACACAGAAAUAUGAAAGCCAUGCCAAAGAAUUGCAGUCACAGAUACUGGUGCUUACACAAAAGCGAGAUGACCUGUCUGCACAGUUAGAGGAGAGCGAGAGGGUAAGUCAGAUGGCGUCCCAGCAGCUGCUUGCAUUACAACAGGAUAGAGAUAAGCAGAUACAGUCGGCACAGGAAGCUAACAAGUUGGCAGAGAAGAGAAAGGCAAUGUUGGAUGAGUUAGCCAUAGAAUAUCAGAAGGAUGGGGACAAGCACAGGGAACAGAUGUUAACCAUGGAAAAUGAUUAUGAAUCCAGACUGAAAACUCUCCAGCAGAAAUUAGAUCAAGAGCAGAAAAAGUGUGUAGAGCUGGAGAAGUUAAAACCAGUGGUUGAGGAGAAACAGACAGAAAUCAGCUCACUGGUGGAGAAAUGUGGCUGGCUGGAGAGGAAGUUGUCAGACACCGAGGGUAACCUUGACAAGACUUUAGAUGAAAAUGAGACAGCUUUACUAACUAUGACAACAAACCAUGAGGAGGAAAUUACAUCUCUCAAAACUGCACAUUCCACAGAAAUUGACAAUCUUACUUCCACAUUCCAGGCAGAAAUUACUUCUUUAAAGGAGUCAGAUGAAUCUCAGAAACAGGUCAUUGCAAAUCUGGAGGUAGAAGGGAAAAAACUGAAACAGGAGAUUAAAGAUGGUGUGAAUGAGAGAAAAGUACAUGAGAAAAAGGGAAAAUCAGUUUUAAAGGAUCUGAAGAAACAGCUACAUGCAGAGAGAAAAAGGGGAGAUAAAUUACAGGAAAGAUUACAGGAAGUGCUCUCCAAUGGAUCUCAUAAUAAAAGUAUUGAGGAUUUAUUCCGUACCCCAGACAUGAUGAGUGAUUCAUGGCGGGAAGAUCAAAGUUCUAUAUCAUCAUGGAGUGGUGGUGGAACUUUGGCAUCUUAUGGAACCAAUCCUAGUGUAAUGAGUACAUCACCUCAGAGCUCACCCAUGUCACCAUCCACAGAAUUUCCUGGAAACCUGAGGAAUGGUGAGAGUUUAGAAAAUGAAAAUAAAGAACUGCUGGCUAGGAUUGCUUCUGUGCAACAGGAAAAAUGGGACCUCGAAGAAAAGGUUCGGCAUUUAGAAACCAGCACGUCAGCAAUGGCUAAUGAUUUAAUAGAGAAAUCCAAAAUUAUCGAGCACUAUGUGAUGGAAAGUAGAACAGAUAUGAAGCAGCACCAUACUCAGCCAGAUGACAAAAUAACUUUCAAGAAAGUUUUAGAUCUAGUCAAUAAAUCAGACGAACAUGGACUUAGAGAAAUGAACAAAAAAUUACAAAAUAUGCUUGAAGAAACUCUCACCAAAAACAUGCAUUUACAGAAGGACUUGGAGACACUGUCUCAGGAAAUUGUAAGGCUCAGUAAGAUGCCACACCAGGUUAGUGCUAACGUAAUAAACACCGAUAAACAUUCCUCCAAACCAUCACAAGACACUGCUAAUAAUUCUGAUAAUUCAGUGACAGAUGGACUGACAGAUGGACAGAAUUCAGACAGCAUAAAGUGUUCAACAGUAAAUGGUGCUGUAUCAUGAUACUCCACACAGUUUUUUCACAUGAAGUAGCCGAGGACAGACAUUCUGCGGGGAAUAUGAAGCUGCCAUCAGCGCGAGGAUAUCGCCUGAUAGAUAACACUUAUCGUCCACAAUAUGCCAUAUGUGAUAUAACAUGAUUUAUUUUUAAACACUUUAUUCAAAAAGCAGGAAAAAGAUUAAUGUCACAUUUCUUUAUUUUCAGAAGCUUUAUUUUGUUGGAAAUCAGUCAACGGGUGUUAAAAUACUGUUUUACCAACUUCAUUAUGAUUUUAAAGGUGAAAAACAUCAAAUGUUUAAGGUCAGAACAGCCUAACUUGGUAUUUAUUAUUGAUACCUAUUUUUAUGCCCCCAAAGGGAGGCAUAUAGUUUUUGAACCGUCUGUCGGUCCGUCCGCAAUUUUCGUGUCCGGUCCAUAUCUUUGUCAUCGAUGGAUGGAUUUUCAAAUAACUUGGCAUGAAUGUGUACCACAGUAAGACGACGUGCAGUGUGCAAGACCCAGGUCCUUAGCUCAAAGGUCAAGGUCACACUUAGACGUUAAAGGUCAUUUUUCAUGAUAGUGCAUUGAUGGGCAUGUCCGGUCCAUAUCUUUGUCAUCGACGGAUGGAUUUUCAAAUAACUUGGCAUGAAUGUGUACCACAGUAAGACGACGUGCAAUGCACAAGACCCAGGUCCGUAGCUCAAAGGUCAAGGUCACACUUAGACGUUAAAGGAUAGUGCAUUGAUGGGCGUGUCCGGUCCAUAUCUUUGUCAUCGAUGGAUGGAUUUUCAAAUAACUUGGCAUAAAUGUGUACCACAGCAGUAAGACGACGUGUCAUGCUCAAGACGCAGGUUCGUAGCUCAAAGGUCAAGGUCACAGAUGUUAAAGGAUAGUGCAUUGAUGGGUGUGUCCGGUCCAUAUCUUUGUCAUCGACGGAUGGAUUUUCAAAUAACUUGGCAUGAAUGUGUACCACAGUAAGACGACGUGUCACACGCAAGACCCAGGUCCGUAGUUCAAAGGUCAAGGUCACACUUAGACGUUAAAGAUCAUUUUUCAUGAUAGUGCAUUGAUGGGCAUGUCCGGUCCAUAUCUUUGUCAUUCAUGCAUGGAUUUUAAAAUAACUAUGCAUGAAUGUGUGACACAGUAAGACGAUGUGUCGCGCACAAGACCCAGCUCCGUAGGUCAAAGGUCCUAAACUCUUAACAUCUGCCAUAAGUAUUCAUUCAAAGUGCCAUCGGGGGCAUGUGUCAUCCUUCGGAGACAGCUCUUGUUCAUUUAAAUGUUUUAAAGAAGCUAUCAGUUUCAAGACAUGAUCACUCUGUUUCUGAAGUCAUUCAAUGUAUAAAAAUGUUUUUUCAUUGGUUGUUUGGUAGAGCAUAUGUGUCAUAAUACAUAAUAUUUAUGUGCCAAUACUUUCUGCCAUGUCAUGAAAAUUCAUUAUAUCUUUAAGGAUAUGUGACAUAUAUUUUUUGAAAGUCACAGAAAUUGUUCACAGUUUAAGAGGAAAAGUGUUUUCAGCUUAAAGCAAAUGCAUUCACAGUUUAAGAGGAAAGUGUUUUCAGCUUAAAGAAAAUGCGUUCACAGUUUAAGAGGAAAAGUGUUUUCACAGACUUUUGCAACAGAACUUAAUGCAUCAUUAUGUAAACAGGUAUUUUGCAAAUUGUUCCUUGGUAUAUAAAGUAAUGUGCAUUUGUAACACCUAAUAUAAUUAUGAAUUCAGGAAUACAUGUAUUUAUAUAAAAAGGAAGGUUAUACUUCUAAGAAUUUUCCUCCAUAGUAAGUGCUAAGAAGAAUUGUGCAAUAUAGGAGUUGUAGAUAUCGUUACUUUAAUGCAAAAAGUAAGUAAGUUGUUUAUGUCAGUGCAGGUCUCCACUUUUUGUGCUUGGGUGAUGAAUUAUGUAAAAUUUUCUGAAGAAGUGAAAGGCAUUAAUAACCGUUAGUUUCCCCCAAAAAUCACCAUACACACAUUUAUUGCUUUUCUGGAGUUUCUCAGGUUUAAGUUAGUUUUUCUUUUUUUUUUUUUUUUUAAAGAAUUCUGCAUUUAAACUGAAAAACCUCUUUGUUCAUUGCAUCAUUGUUAAAUAAGAAAUAUUUUUAAUAGCCGAGGUUAAGUGUUAGACAGGACCUAUACAUGGGUAGGUCACCUGUGGCAAGUAAACUGUGUGUUGUAACAAUUGAAAAUUAAACUGUAGUACUCAUUUCAGAACUGUUUACAUUAUAUGUCUGUACUGUUUGAACAACAUUUGUACUAUUGUAUAUGAUUAUGCCAAUCUGCCAUAUUGUGAUAACAGGAAGAAAAAAAAAUUGUAACUGUUUUAUAUUCACUCAAACUUUCCCAGAUCUGUUUAUAUUGGUGAUAUGUAUGUAAUGUAUGUUGGAAGAGUUUAAGUCAUUUGAAAAAAAUACAUUCCAUUUAGGGGUGCUGUAUAAAUAUGAAGGUGAACGUGAAUGGGAGCAGUGGUUGAGACAUAACACUGUAUGACUAGGAAACCAAGGGUUGUGAGUUUGAUCCCCGACUCCUUCAGUUGAUAUAGCAUUACAUCUGGCAUGCUAGAAAACCAGGGAAGCUUCUUGAAUGGAACAGUCUUCUGGAUUACAAGUACAAAUAUAAAUAAGCUCAGACACACACAUGUUCAGGUGAAAAAUUUGUACAUCUCACAGAAUUUCACAUAAAAUGUAUGUUUGAGAACUAACAAAUACUGGUAAUAUGCACUUGUAAGAAUUGACACCGAAAAUAUUUUUGUUUGUUUGUCAUUGCAUAUGGGACUUGUCUCCCCUUUUGGAUCUUUUUUUACCAGGUUUUCCAAAAAAGUGGUUAUUAGAUGGAGGAAUGUUGUUGGGCAGGUAGGUGGCAUCAACUUAUGGUUUCUGCUCAGUAUCUUGAGUUAGGAGUGACCAAUUGCAAUGAAACUUGCUCAAGGUCAAUGUUGCUAUACAUAUAAAAAAUGGUUUCUGCUCAAUAACAACUUUAGUUUGCAUAGAUGUAUUGAAAUUAAACUUGUACUGUAGGUAGCUUAUAGAAAAACCAAGGUUUGUAUUGUAUAUGGGGUCAGUGGAGGCGAGUUAAAGGUCAACAUAACUUAAUCUGCAUACUUAAAAAUUCCACAGUGGUGCAGUAGCCUAGAGCCUUGGGUCAAUGUUACCUUUUUUUGCUGUGAAACGAAUGGGUUGCGGUUCAAAUCCCAAUCAGGGCCUACUUGUUUUUUAAUUUGUGUGAUAAAAAAACAUUUUAAUGUGACUGGUCAAGGUCAUGGUCACAGUUACUAAAAUUAGAUUUUUUUUAUAACAUCAUAAGGUUGUUUCAGGUUUAUAUCUUUUGUUGGAGUUUUCAUGUAUUUGCUGUCAAACUUGGUGUAUAGCAAGCUUAUCAUGAAGAAUUAGCUUUGGAUGAUAUUUGGGGUCACUGUUACAAAAAUAGGGAAAUUGUUUCCACUCAAUACCUUUAGUUUGGAUACACCUAUUUUCAGCAAACUUGGUGUGUUGAUAGCUUUUAUCAAAGACAGAGGUUUGGAAUAUAUUUGGGGGGUCAGUCUGGGUAAGGUCACUGCUACUAAACUAGAAAAUUGUUUCCAUUGAAUAACCCAAUUAAACUGUAUACUUUAAAAGUUCCACCAUGAGGUAGUGGGCUAAAGCGUUGGUCUAGUGUGCCUUUUCUAAUGUGAAAUGAACAUGUCAAGGUUCAAAUCCUGGUCUUGGCCUUACUCUGCCAUAGGGUCAAGGCCAAACAUAUGGCAGUGACAAAUCUGUUGGUAUAUCUGUACUUCUGAAUGGCAUGAUUGGAUGCAUUCAGAUUAUAUAUAACAGAACAUGACCCUUUUUUUAAACAUUACCUGUUAGCAUGAUGUUUGAAAACUUGGUUUUCAUGGAAUUUCAACAUUUUUUGGUUGCUUUUGCUUUGCCAAAAAUUCACUUUUUUUAUAAGCUGAUGCAAAGCACUGCUUUUACAAAUUGCAAGUUUUAACAAAGUCUAGGACAUCAUUUUACACUAAAUCUUUGGAGGAGCCAAGGUAACUGUCCAUAUUAAGAGCUCUGAGAUAUUUGAGUGAAACAUAUUGAUGGAUCAUUAAAGAUAAUAUUAGAUGGGACCAACAUUUUUGAUUUUUAAAUUAAAACAGAAGUGUGACUUAACAGAGUUGAUAAUACUGAUAUUGGACUGUUGGGUGUGUGAUUUACAAGUUACUGAUUAGCUGAACAUUGCUUUGGGUUUUAAGGUGGUUGCACAUGUUCCAGUUGCUUUGGUUUCAGGUACAAUGUUACUGUUGUGACAUUUAUUACAUGUUACUACUGUGAAAAUUUCAGUGUUUCUGUUGCAACAUUUACAGUGUUACAUUAUUUUCAAACAAUCGAAAUUGAAAUGUAAAAGAGAGAAAUUUAAUCUGUAUGCAAACUAAUGUGGGUGUCACAACUGUUUUUUUUUAACAAAAUGAGGUUUUUAGCUCAACUAUACGAAGUAUAAGGAGAGCUAUCCUACUCGCCCCGGCGUCGGCAUCGGCGUCUUUCCGCGUCCCCACCUUGGUUAAAGUUUUGGUGCACUUUCUCUUUUUUCAACUUAUCUCUGUAAUUACUUGAUGGAUUUGAUUCAAACUUGAAAUACUUAUUCCUCAUCAUCAUCCACAUCAUCUGACAUAAGGGCCAUAACUCUGGCACCAAUAUUUCAUGAAUUAUCCCCCCUUUUCACUUAGAUUUUCAGGUUAAAGUUUUGAUGCACUUUCAUUCUAUCUCUGUUAUUACUGAAUGGAUUUGAUUCAAACUUAAAAUAGUUGUUCAACAUCAUCACCCACAUCAUAUGACACAAGGUGCAUAACUCUGGCACCAUUUUUUCAUGAAUUAUUCCCCCUUUUUACUUAGAAUUUCAGGUUAAAGUUUUGGUGCACUUUCACUCUAUCUCUGUUAUUACUGAAUGGAUUUGAUUCAAACUUAAAAUAGUUGUUCAGCAUCAUCACCCACAUAAUAUGACACAAGAUGCAUAACUCUGGCACCAUUUUUUCAUGAAUUAUUCACCCUUUUUACUUCGAAUUUCAGGUUAAAGUUUUGGUGCACUUUCACUCUAUCUCUGUUAUUACUGAAUGGAUUUGAUUCAAACUUAAAAUAAUUGUUCAGCAUCAUCACCCACAUAAUAUGACACAAGAUGCCUAACUCUGGCACCAUUUUUUCAUGAAUUAUUCCCCCUUUUUACUUCGAAUUUCAGAUUAAAGUUUGGGUGCACUUUCACUCUAUCUCUGUUAUUACUGAAUGGAUCUGAUUCAAACUUAAACAAUUGUUCAACAUCAUUACCCUUAUCAUAUGAUGCAAGGUGCAUAACUCUGGCACCAAUCUUUUAUUAAUUAUUCCCCCUUUUUACUUAGAAUUUUAGGUUAAAGUUUUGAUGCACUUUCACUCUAUCUUUGUUAUUACUGAAUGGAUUUGAUUCAAACUUAAAACAGUAGUUCAUCAUCAUCAUCACCCACACUGUAUGACACAAGCUGCAUAACGCUGGUACCAAUAUUUAAUGAAUUAUGCCCCUUUUUGCUUAGGAUAUACUUAUAUAGUGUUUUGAUACAUUUAUCUUUACCUCUCUUAUUACUUUAAGUUGAUAUUUUUGACAUAUACUCGGGCUAUUGUGCAAUAUCUUCAUCCACAAUUGGAGUCAUUAAACACUCCAGUGAUAGCUCUAGUUUCCUCAGUUAUGCCCAGUUUCACUAUCCAGCAUCGAAAUAGUCGAGCACGCUGUCUCCUGUGACAGCUCUUGUUAUUCUUAUGAAACCAGUAGUAAAAGCAUAGGGCAAUAUGUAAAUUUUAAAGCUUUAAGAUAUUUAUUUUAAUGUUCACUGGCACACUAUGAAGCUGUCAUGGUAAUUGAAAUAUAUUUAUUUCUCACUGUGGUCUUUAGUAUUUAUAAGAUAUAUAUGCUUACUGUUUGCAAUAUCUCCCUUACAAAUUUGGUAGAAAGUCAUUUGUUUGACUGUAUAUUGCAGUUUUUUGGGCAAUAUCUUUUGAAGGUUAAACAGGAGAUGGUAAAUUUUAUCGAGAAAAUGAACUUCACCUUUGCUCUUUUUAAAUAAAUCAAGAUGGUUUAUUUUAGAAUUGGAAAAGACCCACUGAUGAGGUUCUGCAAAUGGGUUUAUCUGUAGAAUUUUUAUUAUAAUAUAACCAACGUUGACAGGUUUUGCUCAGUUUAAAAAUUGAUAUGGACAGAAAUUAAUAAAAGUCAUUUUAUAGAUCUUACAAAUUGAAUGAUAUGAGGUCUACAUACCAAUUUAUGGUCCAAUGUUUACAGCUGAAAACUAGGUCCCAAAAUAACUUAAAACUUCCAUAUUCCUCACCAGAUGGUAGGGGAGUGUCAUCAUUUUUAACCAAAGUAUUAUGAAAUUUUAUAAUAGGACAGUUAGAUCUGAUUUUAAUGAAAUUAGGUGGGAGACUAUCAGAAUUUGAUCAUGCAAAGUUAUUCUUAUCUCUCCAAAUCAAUGAAAAAUAUCUAUUAAUAGUUUAAUUUGAAGAUGGUUACAAUUUAUUUUUUUCUGUAGUGUAGAAAAAAUAAUCCCAAGCGGAUUUACUUGUCUUUAAAGUCCAGCUUCAUCUAGAAUGAUACAUAGAGCUCUGAAUUUGGCUAACCAUGUCAGGCUUCAGUCAAGUGGCAUUAUGUCAGCAUGUCAGUCGAUACUAUCAGCUCUUUUGAUGGAAUAGAAACUAUGAGGACACACCAGCAUAAUAAUGUUGAAAAUAUAUGACCUUACAUAAAUAUGUGCUGUUGUAACUUACAUCUCUCAAAAAAAGAUAUUCAAAGUGAAAAAAUGGAUUAAUUAAAUUACUUCUGAUUAUAGGAGAAACUUUAUUUUUUCACCUUUUUUUAUUGGGAGGCAGUUAUUCUGUUUUGAUAUACAUGAAUAAUUUUCAGGACAUUUUUAUCUGCACCUGCUUAUACCUGGAUUGGUUGAUAACACCUAAAAAGAUAUAUUUAGCAUUUUUGUUUGGUAAAAGUCUUAUCCCAUUUCCUUGAACUGUCUGGGUAGGAUAGAACAAAUAUGUUAUAGAUGGUCUUCAUGGAAAAAAUUCCUGAAUUCAAAAUCAUGAAUACAUUAUAAAUGAGUGCAAAAAUUCACAGUUUUUUUUUAUGCUAGUUUUGUGGUAGUUUUAGUUAUAGCAAUGAUAGGUCAGUUGUACUUGGUGCUAUAGAAGUUAAAGCUUAAACGGAUUCAUACUGCAUACAAAUGGAACUAUUUUAGCAUUAAUAUUCUUUUAGGUGUUACUGUUUUAAGACUUUUAGCUGUUACUCUUGUUAGACGUGGCUGUUACUACUCUCUGAGUUUUAUCUUUUACUACUUUCAAAAUGUUUGGUUGUGACGGCAGACUAUCUGCUAUGACAUCCUGUUGGUUUUCCUUUGCAAGUAUGUUUCACUACUGUGUAAAGCCUUCUGUUUUGCCGUCACUCACAACAUUGCAUGCAAUUUUGCUCAGUGCUUUUUUUUGCGCUUUUAGUAAAAAUGACCUGAUAUACUUUCCCUUUGUCUCAGUAUAGCUUUGCCAGAAACUUAGGUUCUUGAAUUAUUUACAUAUACUUUAAGUUCAAAAGCUGUAGCUACACAUAUAUCCUAGAGAUGAUAAACAAAUGGCUUUUAAGUAAUUUUCCCUCAGAUUAUUUAAAUCUGUAGACUAGACAUUAUUUAAUCAUUCUAUUGAUGGAAUUUUUUACUGUUUAUUCAGGUCUUGUCUUCCCAGAUAGGACUUGACCAGGAAGCUUUUAUUUCUGAGAUAUGUUUGAUAUCAUAGUAACUGAUUUUGUCACAAUAUAAGACAAUUUGCUUCAACCAGUUGGUUAGAUAUUGAAGACUGAUGUUUCAGGUACCCACCUUAGAAACUUUGCCUGGAGGGGCACCUGGGGUCUUUGUUAUCUUUAAAGCUGGAGUGCCAUAUGAUCUAAACUUUUGUCAGUGUGACUGUAAACCCAAGAACAAACUAUUUUUUUAACCCUUUAAUCUAGAUGUGCAUGUGGGGUAGCGUAUGAUCUACCGUAUCUGCCAAAAUGCUUUCAUUUCAAAGAUUUCUUGCCAUGAAUGACUGUUUUGAUGUUGACCAGACUUUCCCUGAAACAUCUGUCACAGAUGAUAACUUCAGUUUAUUCCAAAAUGUGACUGUUAGGCAUAAAGAAUGUAUAUUACAUAGUUAAAAGUUACAAGAAGCUUGUGGACAUUUUUUAUUUAGUUUGUUAUUGAUGAAACCUAGACAGCAUUUUCUUUAGUGGUCAUUUAUGGACAUAUCAAAUGAAGUUUAAGACUAGAUCAUGUGGAAGUUACGAUAGAUGAAGGAAAAUGUUUGGAAGAUAUUUUUUUGAAUAGAUUCUUUCACCUCUCACUUGACUAAAAAUAAUAUCAUUGCAUCUUUAGUUUGUGAGAUUGUUUAGAAAGAAUUUGAUUGUUUAAUUUAAGUAACUGUAUUGAUUUCUUCCUGAAAUUACAAUUCCUAUUUUCUGAAGAUAUUAUAUCAACUUAUAAAAAGUACAUUUAAUCAUGGAUGAGGAAAUUUAUUUUCUAAAUUACAUAAAUCCAGGCGAAUAACCAGGAAGUUUUAAUGAUUUCAAAUUUUGUUAGCAACUUUAGGUAAUUUUCAGUAUAAUGUAUUUUUGGUUUCAUUUUAAGUUUUUUAACAGAAUAAUGUUUUAUAUAAUAUUUCAGUUAUUGUUAAUACUCAUUUUGUUGUUGUUUUUAAUUUGAUGUUUUAGUCAUUGUGUAUAUGUCUAUUUAAUGUUAUUAUUAUUAAAGAUAUAAAUGGUAUUGGCUAUCAUUAAUAAAAUAUGAAUCUUG
Molecule: messenger RNA, 11417 nt
Organism: Mercenaria mercenaria
Lineage: Eukaryota; Metazoa; Mollusca; Bivalvia; Venerida; Veneridae
Product: GRIP1-associated protein 1-like
Exons: 28
Coding region: 87-2663 (858 amino acids)
Biological process (GO): neurotransmitter receptor transport, endosome to postsynaptic membrane; regulation of modification of synaptic structure; regulation of recycling endosome localization within postsynapse
Cellular component (GO): glutamatergic synapse; postsynaptic recycling endosome; extrinsic component of postsynaptic early endosome membrane
Source: RefSeq, a predicted model, not a curated record